GUGGUGCGACGUCGUAAUGGUGUCCGCGGAUGUUCGAUGCAGAAGAAUUAAAGGUGCAGUGUUGUUUUUCCUCCGGCCAGUUAAUCAAUGACUGAAAUAUUGUAGACUGAGCCGUGCAAAAGUCUCACGCCCGGUGUUCCUCUCCCCACGUCCCGUUAGUGGUCGCCGACAGGCCCUUUACCUUUUCCCAGCUCCUAUGAUGGCAGCAGGGAAGGUUUGGUGACUGUAAACAUAAGUUAUGUCGUUCCCGUUCUAAUGUUAAAAUAGAAUCGUGUUUAUAUAAUACUUAUUCCGGUGUGUUGUAAUCGUUGAGUAAUGGAAGGCACUAUCGAACGAGAAUCUGGAGCACUUGGCGGACUUUUCCAGCAUAUCAUACAGGACAUGAAGAAUGGGAUGCCCUUAUGGGAGGACCUCAUCGCGAAGGCCACCAAGCUGCAUUCGUCCCUCAAGGCCACAAUCUUGGCGGUCUCGGCCUACUUGGACGCGUUCCAGAAAAUCGCAGACUCCGCGACGAACGCUCGAGGUGCAACGAGAGACAUUGGAACAGCUCUUACCCGGAUAUGUCUGCGUCACAAAGCCGUCGAAGCUAGAAUGAAGAAUUUUACCAGCGUUAUAAUGGAAUGUCUGAUAUUGCCACUACAAGAUAAACUGGAAGAAUGGAAGAAAACUGUUCUGAAUUUGGAUAAGGAGCAUGCCAAAGAUUACAAGAGAGCCAGAGCUGAACUGAAAAAGCGAUCCACUGACACAUUACGUCUACAGAAGAAGAUGAGAAAGGGCGCAGGGGGCGAUGUCCAGAAGCGUUUCGAAUGCGGCUUACAGGAUGUCACGGAGCGCCGUCAGCUGCUAGAAGAGACAGAGAAGCAUGCCGUAAGAGCAGCCCUCGUCGAAGAAAGGGGGAGAUUCUGCUCUUUCGUUGGGUUUCUUAAACCCGUGGUGGAUGAAGAAGUGGCUAUGUUGACAGAGAUGAGUCACCUUCAAGAGGCCGUUCAGCAACUACAGAAACACACUUCUGAUCCACAAACUUUACCCCCUGCUUCAGAACAGGUCAUCGCCGAUCUGAAGAGCUCGGACAGUGGCUGGUCAUUCCAAACGCCUCCUUCUUCACCGUCCAGCUUAGGUUCUAGGAAAUCUUCUAUGUGUUCUAUAAGCUCCAUCAACAGUUCCUCAUCUAGUAGCUCCAAGAGCCACCAUUCGCCCAGUCAUCCUCAUUGGCAGAGAUCCCUAUCACAGCCCGUAAGUCGUGGUACAAUGCGUGUCAUGUCAGUAUCUAGCCAAGACUCUGGAUUUACCUCUCAAGACACACUCUAUCCCAGACCCCCGUCAUCGUUCAGUGUGGCUCAGGUCUCUAAUAUGUCAGAACACAGCAACAACAGCAGCGCCUCCAGUACUCCUUGUACACCUUUCUCGGCUACAACUGUUCCCACAACUACGUCAACCUGGCCGAAUUUACAGGAAACUAUGCAGUUCGAGAGAGCAGCCUCGGCUAUAAUCAGCGACAGGCCGCAUACUAUAUCAUCAGCUUACGAAAAAGGCCACCAGAGGCCCCCUCUCACUGUUUAUACAUUCCAAGCUCCGGAACAGAGCCUUUCUCAGCCUGCCAGUCCGGUUACGUCGAAUCCCACCGAUACAACAGCUCAACCCAAAAGUCCGGCGUCCAGCGUGAAGUCGGUUUCUAAGCCACCUCUACCAACACGGUGCUCCUCAUUAGAAAGACCUAGUGGCCCCAGCGUGCCUGCCAAAACCAUAGCCGGCAUGCAAGGUGUCAGGGUUCUGCCACCAGGAGCCGAACUUUCCGUCAUAAAGAAGCCUUCUCCUCUGCCCACACACCUUUCGAAAAGUGCUCCACAGCCCACGUACGUGAAUAUGCACGAACUGGCCAGCAUGGCGGCCAACAAAGCGCAAGAAAAGAGUUUUCCCCCGCCCCCUGCCGAAUUCACAAGUCCUCCCGAAAAGACAAAUGAGGGAGAAAAAGAGAGCAGUACUAGCGAAAGUUCCCUAGAAUCGUCCAGUGGUUAUGGCAGCCAGACUACUUUCACGGUUGAAGAUUCACAGCACAUUGAGGAUGUUAAUGGUACUGCAAGCAAGUAUUGCACGCUCCCCCGCAACCACGAUCUCGUUAAUGCAGUGAGAAGACGGCCCCUCUCCAUGACAGCCGUAGGUGGUGGUACAAUGCGAAAUAACCUCUUGAGACGUGGAUCCAUGCAAACCCAAAAGCCACCACCGCCAAUCCGAAGAACGUCUUCCAUCACGAAUACGGUUUCUUCUGUGGGCAGUCUGGAGCACCUCCCACCGCCUCCUGCAUUUUUGCUGGAACCCACUAAUCAACAAAAAGCUCAAACGCCAGUUUCAGGUAUCAACGUGGCAGAAACUGUAAAAGCGCUCACAGAACUGAAACACAUGCCGGCCAGCCCGAAUUCCAUCAGAAGGAUGUCGGCCUCCACGCAAAAUAUUUAUCAGAACAUACAGACUGUGCAAACUUCGUCAACCAUCCCGACUCAGGGUCCCGUUCUGAGCACGUUCCAGUCCCAGACGAAGGUGUCGUAUGUGUCGCAGUCGGGCGGAGUAGUAUAUGCACAACCGUCCCAAAUAAUGGGUGGCGGCGGAAGCCCCACCGCCGUAAGACGAAUCAACAAUUUCAGGUCGCAGAGCGCGGACCGAAAAUCUGACGGGCCGGGUGGCGUUGGCUCGAACUUCAUAGCCUCCCUCAGUGCCAAGUUGGCCCCUCAGCUGAGUCCCAAAGCCUCUCGAAGACAUUCCGACGAACCAACGGCAGCCACCAGCAACUCGCCAGUCAACAAGUUGACCCAGCAAAGAAGCGGCCCCGGUCAAAGUUUUUUGGACUCGCUCAAUGCGAAGCUGGCCCAGCAGCACAUUUCCAACGUCCAACAGCCCCAGCUCAAGGCCAACAAGAUCAGGCAGCUCAUCAACAGCAAAGCGCAGCCCGAUCCGAAGGUGUGCCACGAAUCGCUGAUGGAUCAGAUAAAGAGGGGCGCCACUUUGAAAAGGGCCAAGUCAACCAACGACAGGUCGGCGCCCAAAAUAUACUAAACGGAAGAAGAAAGCCGGAUAUGUAUCUGUAGGGGUGUAAUCUUACUGCUCUAGUUGUAAUAUUUGUUAUUUAGCAUUUCGAUUUUAUGUUGAAACUGCAUAUUCGAUGUAAUCAAAAGCAAUUUAAGGUAAUGAGAAUAGAAAAAUUGGAAAAUACUUCCCUAGGGUUCUACAUCUAUCAAAGUGUCGUCGUUUAGCUGAAACUUGAAAGUUCCAGCUCAUAUCUUAUAUUUCCAGAUUGUUAGUGGAAUAAGAAAGACUUAUAAAAUAGUUUUUGCAAUAACAUCGUUUCUUUUUCGGAUAACGACGUGAAACUGAACUGAAGCUUGAAUUUUAAUCUACAAAAUUGUUUCAAUUCUAAAAGAACUUUUAAAUAUGCAAGAAAAACGCAACUUGUGUCAUUGCAGAAACUGUUUGGUGUGGGCUACUUUUGGGAAACUAGCCCAACAACAAAUUUUGUACUUACUCUUGCCAUUUUAGCAUAAUUGAUUUUAAAAUAGCGAUGUUUCAAAUCACAGUUAUACAGGAUCUUUCAAUUUAUAAGUUCCGAGGUGUUUAAACCUGAGAGGUUACAAUACCUCCCGUAAGAGCUUAAGGAAGGUGAGUCGAUUGGAGAAAUAUUGCACCUUCUUUUUAAAACGGUUUAGUUAGUCCAACUUUCAUAUCAAAGAUAGCAACAAUACGAAAGCGAUAAAAAAUGUCUUAAAACUUCCCUGCAAGAUUAUCAUGAACUGUUAUUCCAUUUUUAAAUUAAUCGGUGUUGCUAUUUGUGUACCCCACAGUGUUUUAAUAUUUCUGGUAAAUCCAAAUAAUAGAAAGACACCCGAUUUUUCAGCAAAAUUGAAAAAACUUGUGUGUGUUAACUUGGGGAUAAAUACAGAUCUUAGUACUGUGUUGAGGGCUCUACAGCAAAUAGCCAACCAACAAUACAUUUUUAUACACAUUUUAUUACACUGUCUAAAUAUGAAUUAAUGCACAAAUAACAGA
This is a messenger RNA of Anoplophora glabripennis (Asian longhorned beetle), 4035 nucleotides long. RefSeq names its product metastasis suppressor protein 1. The record is from RefSeq and is a predicted model, not a curated record. Gene Ontology annotation, cellular component: cytoplasmic side of plasma membrane; actin cytoskeleton. The coding region runs from base 316 to 3048 and encodes 910 amino acids. Gene Ontology annotation, biological process: plasma membrane organization; cell projection assembly. NCBI's taxonomy places the organism in Eukaryota, Metazoa, Arthropoda, Insecta, Coleoptera, Cerambycidae. Gene Ontology annotation, molecular function: actin binding; phospholipid binding. The transcript is spliced from 17 exons.